Molecule: messenger RNA, 756 nt
Organism: Paracoccidioides brasiliensis Pb18
Product: ESCRT-III subunit protein DID4
Exons: 4
Coding region: 1-756 (251 amino acids)
Biological process (GO): late endosome to vacuole transport; endosome transport via multivesicular body sorting pathway; protein transport
Cellular component (GO): multivesicular body; ESCRT III complex
Source: RefSeq, a predicted model, not a curated record
AUGAAUGUAAGUGGUCCCUCUCCUCUUCCCGCCCUGCCGCGUACUCACCAGACAACCUACCAGAUCGUGGAAUGGGCCUUUGGAAAGCGCAUGACGCCUGCAGAGCGUCUGCGAAAACAUCAACGGGCACUGGAGAAAACACAGCGGGAACUGGAUAGAGAACGUGUGAAGCUGGAAAACCAGGAGAGGAAGCUGGUGCAGGAUAUCAAGAAGAGCGCAAAGGCUGGGCAGAUAGGCGCCUGCAAGAUUCAAGCGAAGGAUUUGGUGAGGACGAGACGGUACAUACAAAAGUUCUACUCGAUGCGAACGCAGCUACAGGCCAUCUCUCUACGGAUCCAGACCGUCCGGAGUAACGAGCAAAUGAUGCAAUCAAUGAAAGGCGCUACGAUGCUCCUAGGCAGUAUGAACCGACAAAUGAACCUGCCCGCCCUGCAACGAAUAGCCAUGGAAUUCGAGCGGGAGAAUGAGAUCAUGGACCAGCGGCAGGAGCUGAUGGAUGACGCUAUCGAUGAAGCCACGGGGCUCGAGGAUGAGGAGGAAGGGGAGGAGAUAGUUAAGGAGGUUCUGGAUGAGAUUGGUGUUGAUCUGGGACAGAUGAUGGGAGAGACACCUUCAGGACUACAAAAGGCUUCGGUCCCUGAAGGCCGAGUGGCCCAGGCAAUUGGCGGCGGAGGAGGCGGUGGAGGUGGUGCGGGCGGAGGCACAAAUACGGACGACGAUGAUUUACAGGCGAGACUGGACAGUCUCCGACGGUGA